Messenger RNA from Coniophora puteana RWD-64-598 SS2, 3104 nucleotides. Its product is annotated as 26S proteasome regulatory complex non-ATPase subcomplex Rpn2 Psmd1 subunit. Gene Ontology annotation, biological process: proteasome-mediated ubiquitin-dependent protein catabolic process; regulation of protein catabolic process. Gene Ontology annotation, cellular component: proteasome storage granule; proteasome complex; proteasome regulatory particle, base subcomplex. Gene Ontology annotation, molecular function: enzyme regulator activity. The record is from RefSeq and is a predicted model, not a curated record. Bases 23 to 2989 code for a protein of 988 amino acids. The transcript is spliced from 10 exons. Lineage: Eukaryota; Fungi; Basidiomycota; Agaricomycetes; Boletales; Coniophoraceae.
CUCGUCAAGCGUAAAGCAAGCCAUGGUCGUUCGCGCUCAAUCCUCCGCCGCGGGUGUCAUCGCCCUUCUCUCAGAGCCUGAUCCUGUCUUCAAGCAGCACGCUCUAAAGGCCUUAAAUCCCCUCGUGCCUCAGUUCUGGGCAGAGAUAUCAGAGCACAUUGCUCUCAUUGAGAGCUUGUACGAAUCAGAAGAACUUCCCCGCGAUGCUCGUGACUCUGCUGCGCUACUGGCUAGCAAGGUCUACUAUUACCUCGGAGAGUAUGAUGAAGCGCUCUCGUUCGCCCUUGGUGCCGGAAACGCGUUCCAGUCUGAGAUCCGUACAGUCGCCUCGGCAGAAUAUGCUGAAACUGUGAUCUCGAAGGCGAUCGACCGCUACAUCCAGUUACGGAUGGAAGACCCCUCCGAGAAGCAGAGCAACGUAGAUCCUCGGCUGAAGUCUAUCAUAGAGGGUAUCUUCCAACGGUGCAUUGAGGAUAAUGAUCACAAACAGGCCAUUGGUAUUGCACUCGAAGCUCGGCGACUGGACAUGAUAUCGAAGGUGUACGAGCUCACGGAGGACAUCUCAUUACUGUCGUACACCAUGGACGCUGUGUUGGAUACAGGGUUUUCCCUCUCCUACCGCGACCAGGUACUCAACUUCCUGCUCCCGCUGUUCCCUCCCCCUGCUUCCAGUGGCCAGUCCUCUCACCUGCACACGCUCGCUCGCCUUCUCGUAGUCCUUAAUAACCCCUCGCUCACCAUACCCUACUUAAACUCUCUCGUUUCCCAAGAAAAACUGCUGGCAUACCAGUUUGCGUUCGAUUUGGUGGAGGGUGGUGCGCCAGACUAUCUUGAAGCCGUUCUAGGUAGCUUGCCCGACGGCGAUGACACUACUAAGCCAAUAUAUGAUCACUUACGGAGCAUACUGGGCGGUCAAGAGUCUGUCAAGCUCUAUCUACAAUUUUUGAAGCGUAAUAACAAAGUGGAUAUGCUCAUCUUGAAGAAUACCAAGGAUGCGCUCGAACCUCGCUCGUCCAUUUACCACACGGCCCUUACCCUGCAAAAUGCAUUCAUGCAUGCUGGAACCACGUCCGACGUUUUUCUUCGGGAGAAUCUCGAGUGGCUGGGAAUGGCAUCAAAUUGGUCCAAGUUCUCUGCCACGGCUGCGCUUGGAGUCAUUCACAAGGGUUACUUUCAAGAAGGGAUGAAUAUCCUUGGCCCAUAUCUCCCGCAGAACGGAGGCGAGAGUCAAGUACAAGGCGCUGCAUACUCUGAGGGUGGAGCGUUGUACGCGUUGGGACUGAUCAAUGCCGGCCAUGGUACUGAUCGUUCUGCCGAAGUAUAUCUAAUGGACAACUUGAAGAAUGCUCAAGGAGAAGUGGUGCAACAUGGCGCUGCCCUUGGUCUAGGAAUUGCUGGCAUGGGCGGAAAGAACUCGGAUACCUACGAAGUUCUCAAGGAAACUCUUUUCACUGACUCUGCUGUUGCUGGUGAAGCAGCAGGUUUUGCGAUGGGCUUGGUCAUGCUUGGUUCAGCGGACGAACACUGCGCCGAAGAGAUGCUGACUUACGCCCGAGAAACCCAGCACGAGAAAAUUAUCCGUGGUCUUGCCAUGGGUAUCGCCUUCAUCUACUAUGGUCGACAGGAAGAGGCUAUGCCCAUGAUCAAACUUCUACUUGCCGAGAAGGACCCCAUCCUCCGCUAUGGCGGCGUUUACUCUUUGGCCUUAGCCUUUGCUGGCACUUCUGACAACGAUGCCGUCCGCCGUUUGCUUCACAUCGCUGUCUCUGACACAUCCGAUGAUGUAAGGCGAGCGGCUGUCACGUCUCUUGCCUUCCUCUUGUUCAAGAACCCCUCCCAAGUGCCUCGGGUUGUCCAACUUUUGAGUGAAAGCUACAAUCCCCACGUUCGUUGCGGCGCGACUUUGGCCUUGGGCAUCGCUUGCGCGGGAACUGGCUUACAAGACGCAGUUGAAAUCCUCGAGCCCAUGACGAAAGACAGCGUGGAUUUUGUGAGGCAAGGUGCUUUCAUUGCACUGGGAAUGAUCUUGGUGCAGCAAUCAGAAGCCUCAUCCAUAUCCAUGGCUUCCACGAGGGCGAUGUAUACUAGGGUUAUUUCAGACAAGCAUGAGGAUCCUAUGGCUCGUUUCGGUGCUGCAAUAGGCCAGGGUCUGAUUGAUGCUGGUGGCCGCAACGUUACUAUCAGCCUGCAAAGUCGUGCUGGGAGCAGAAACACCAACGCCAUUAUCGGUGUUUCCCUCUUCUGUCAGUUCUGGUAUUGGUAUCCUCUUGCGCAUGCCAUUUGCUUGGCUUUUGAGCCUACUGCCAUCAUUGGUUUGGAUGAGGAACUUAAGGUUCCCCAAUUCGAGUUCACGUCGAAUGCGAAGCCGAGUUUAUUCGCGUACCCUUCGCCUGCCUCACCGCCAAAGAAGGAGACAACUGCUCGGGUUGCAACAGCAGUUCUUUCCACCACGGCCAAAGUGAAGGCUAGAGAAAGAAAGAAGGCUGCUGCCGACAGCGAUAUCAUGGACACUGAUGACAAAGCAGAGGUCAAGGACGUGGAAAUGAAGGCUGGCGAUGAUGCACCACCAGUGGAAAAGCAGGGGAAGCGGGCGUCCGAACAUUCAUCUGAAAAGCUGAAGAACUUCUCUCGUGUGACCCCCGCUCAAAUGGGAUAUAUCACUUUCCCCGCCGAUGGCAAAUACCAGCCUGUCCGACCUGUGUCGACGCACUGGUCGCCUUCAAAGCCCAAGUCGUCAUCGACACCAGCCGUUGUUCCGUCAGAACGGUAUGCUGGAGGGGGUGGAAUUCUCAUCCUGAAGGAUAGACGACCGGAAGAAGAGGCCGAAUUCAUUACAUUUGACCCUCCACCCGUGGCGCCGGUUGUUGAACCGCCUGUUACCACAACGCCGGCAAGGCCAGUAGGCGGGGCUAAUAUCGCUCUCGACGAAGAUGCACCCGAAGUUGGUCCGCCCGAGCCGUUUGAGUAUCCGUUCGAUAACGACGCAUGACGAAAGGACUAGGAUUGGUAGUAAUAGUAUUAGCAGAGUAAUGCAUUUUCAAUAUCAUGAUAACGCAUCCCACUGGCUGUAGAUUAGAUGGUACAAAUUUUAUCAGUCAAAUUAC